Molecule: messenger RNA, 1886 nt
Organism: Esox lucius (northern pike)
Lineage: Eukaryota; Metazoa; Chordata; Actinopteri; Esociformes; Esocidae
Product: receptor activity-modifying protein 1
Exons: 3
Coding region: 351-797 (148 amino acids)
Biological process (GO): regulation of G protein-coupled receptor signaling pathway; protein localization to plasma membrane; intracellular protein transport
Cellular component (GO): membrane; cell surface; signaling receptor complex
Molecular function (GO): coreceptor activity
Source: RefSeq, a predicted model, not a curated record
UCUUGUGCUUAUGCGCUUUGUCAAGCCAGUGUGUCUCAAAUGUCCUGCGCGCUCAAUGCAUUUUGCUGGACUGUCCACGUAAACAGCAACAGAAUAAGUUUUAUAUCCGUUGUGGCUAAGUAAAAACCUAUAUUCUUUAUAGAUUGAAUUUAACAAAUGAUUUAUGGAUGUUUCCACGAAAUGGCUCUGAAAUUAGCCUUUGGCGCGAACAAUAACUUAAGUUGGCACAUUCAUUUGAUUAAUCAGUUAUUGCAAUGAAGUUGGAAGAAAAAACCCAUGUAUGCACCGACGAAUAGAAAAGAAGGGAGAACUUGGAUGACUUCCGCAUCUCUUACAAUAAAAAAGAAGAUAUGGGUCUGGAUUAUAUAUCGCUGACAAAAUUAAUCCUUGUUUUAUUUGUGGCGGUUUGCAGCUUUCUCUUGGUGAGCGGGUGUGACAGUGAGUACGAGAGGGUUAUCUCCGAAUACUGUGUGACCCAGUUCACUUUGGACAUGGACGCCCUGGAGCGAAGCCUGUGGUGCAGCUGGUCCGACACUCUUCCGCUUUACAGGGAACUAACCAACUGCACCUUUUUUGUGGCGCUUCAGAUGCGCUGCUUCUGGCCCAACCAGCUGAUAGACACGCUCUUCAUCCGUCUCCAUCGGGACUACUUUUACGACUGCGCUCUGACUGGCAGGAUGCUUCACGACCCUCCCAUGCUUAUCCUAGGGCCAUUCAUUGCCGUGCCGGUGCUGGUCACUCUGCUCAUGACUGCCCUAGUGGUAUGGAGGAGUCAACGAAGAGGAGGAAUCAUGUAACGAGGUCAUCGAGGGCACGAACAGAUCUGAGAUAGCUUUUUCCUGCCCAAAUCCUAAACUGAAACUUUAGAGGAGGAAAUAAAAAACAUUAGUUUCUGGGGAUUGACCUGAACUUUCUUACUCAGACAACUACAGCGUGUAUGAUAGGGUUAGAAAUCAUGGAAAGGGCCCAUAUAUAGGAACCAGUUGUAAGCAGAAAAAGGUUACAGCACACUAACUGUAAUCUUUCAAACAAUGUGUCGUUGUUAGAUGGAAAAUCUCUUGCAGUUUGGGUAAAUGUUCUCUUGGGAAUGUACUACCGAAACAAAAAUAAUGCAAUGAAAGUUUCUACUGUAUGCUUAUCAAAACCUAGAAAUACCAGUUCAAAACAUAUUAUACUGUACAGUAUUGUUGUGUUCUGGUAAACCAGAUAUUGGUCUGUCAAGAGAGGAUUAAGGGAUGUGGGGAUGUAGAGUGUGGGCAGAGUAUUAUAUUUUGAUGGGUUAAAAUCCCAUUUUAUGAAAUGACAAAUGAAUGCCUGCGUUCCGUGUUGCUAUAGACGAAUGAAUACUACCUGUUCUCUAUCUAUUUACGCAGAAAACUUGAAAUAGAAAAGGCAUUUGUUACAUUCAGUUUGAUAUAACCAUCCACUAUCCAAACAUGAAGGGAAACAUAACUAGCAUGACCACUCCUUCCUUUCUAAUGGGUGUAGAUCACUCAUGUUUGCCCUGACAGCCCACACCCAAAACCACAACCAUUUUAUAAUCUACUACAACCAUAACUGUAACAGACAAGAAGCACAGUAGCCCCACACCAGAUAAUAAGAAUGGUGUCGAGUAUUAUUAAGAAAUACAUUAGCAGAUGAACCUUUUAGGAACAUCAGCAAUUCUCGCACACGCUGUGGUGGGCAGAAUGAUUGGGGACAGACACAAAUGUUCCUGUGUCUUGAUUUAGAGACACCAAGUCAUGAGUAUACAAUAAUCAGUCAGCACACGAAGCCCUUGGUCCCCCUGAAGGAAAAUGGAAAAUAAGAACACUUUAAACGAAUGAUUGCUUUAAAUCAUAAGUCCUUGAGUAAAAUAAAAUGGAUCUUUUUCACAAAUGACUUAA